AGUGUUGGUUUGUGCUUCUCCUUUUGUGUAAAUUGUUGAAGACAAGAAGCAAAAGAGGUCUAAAAUGCGCAGUGUGCGCAGGAUAAGAGAAAGCGGCAUUACCAAUUUUGUCAAAAAAGCUAAAGUGAACAGGAAGCGCAAAAUAGCGGCUGCAUAUAAAAAGCCUAAUUAAUCAACUCAACUGAAAAAUAAAAUUGUUGUUGUUUGCUUAAGAAAAAACUUUCCUCUCUCUCUAUUCAGCGAAAAAGCCAUUGAAGCUUCUCUUUCUCUCUCUAAAACCAGCGGAAAAAGCUUCCUUUUUUAAUCAUCUUUCAUUUUUUCUAUUAAUUUAUAAGUCAUACACAUGAAAUGUAGCUGAAAGUUUCAUACUUUACUUCAAUUCUCAUUACUCUUAAACGAAAAAGCUUCAAUUUUUACUCGGCCUUUUGAAGAAGCUGUAAUCAUUUGCUCUCUGUUUCCACAGCUUCUUUGAAUAGUGAAAACUAAAGAAAUCGCUUGAAUUUUUCUGGGUUCAUUCUAUAUCUUUUGCAAAAUUGAGCUUAGAAUUUGAGCGAUCCAUGUCGUCCGACAUAAGCUAGAGGAUUUCUUUUUUUUUCACAAUAAUUUUUCUUUCUAGAUUGAUUUUGAGAGCGGAAGUUUUUUCUUUUUGAACAAAAUCAAUGGCUAAAUGCAGUAACUAUUUCUGCUCUGAAAUCUUUGUCAUCGAUCUUGCAAGUUUGGUGCUUUGUUUUCAAUUUUGAGAUUUUUGGUGUAAGGUAGUAAAGGAGGUUUAGCUUAUUUGUCGGGGGUGGUGGUCUGAGGAAUGGGUAGGGAUCGUUUGCUUUUGGAUACAGGAGGACCACCAAUAAAGGCACGAGCUGGGUUAAGGAGAAAACAAGCAGGAAGAGGCUCUUACAGAGGAAGCUAGCUUGGUGAGAAAUUAGGGUUUUUGAUUUGGGGGUUGGUCUUAUUUAACUGACAAGCUUGGUGGUGGUGGUGGUGCUUCGUAUUAGGGUGGGUGGGGUGGUUUUAGGAAUUUUGAGAGAGGAUGGGUACUGACUUGCAUAAUACGCUGAAGGGCCUCUGCUUCAACACUGAGUGGAAGUAUGCUGUGUUUUGGAAGCUCAAGCAUCGAGCUCGCAUGGUGUUAACUUGGGAAGAUGCUUACUAUGACAAUUGUGAGCUAGAUGAUCCCUUCGAGAAUAAGUGCUUCAGAGAGACACUAGAAAACUUGUCUUGUGGGCGGUAUUCGCAUGACCCGCUUGGAUUAGCUGUGGCAAAGAUGUCAUAUCACGUAUAUUCUCUUGGGGAAGGGAUUGUAGGACAGGUAGCUGUCACUGGAAAACACCGAUGGAUCUUUGCAGAUAAGCGUGUAACUAAUUCCAUCUCAUCAUUUGAGUUCUCUGAUGGCUGGCAAAGUCAGUUUUCAGCUGGGAUCAAGACCAUUGUUGUUGUAGCUGUUGUUCCAUAUGGAGUUGUACAGCUUGGGUCUUUGAAUAAAGUUGCUGAGAAUAUGAAGCUGGUAAACCAUAUCAAAGAUGUCUUUUUAUCUCUUCAAGGUCCCUCAAUUGGGCAUGUUCCUAAUCCCCUAGAAUAUAGUAUGAAGAGUUCUAUAUAUCUGUCAGAGUUAUCCACAAAGGGUUUGCAUUCGGAAUCAGAGGUCAUUCCUCAUAGUCUAUGCAAUCUAGAUAAAGCUGCAGAUAAAGAAGGGUCAAAUAAUCAGUUGCCUAUGUUUCCUUUUUUACAAAAACAAUGUGAUAAUUCUUAUUUUUGCACCUCUCCUGGCACACAUCAUAAUACAGCAGUGGAAAUGGUAAAUAAACAUGGAGUACAUGUUUUAUCCUCACCACUGAAUGGUGAAAGUGUCAAAUUACAUCAACUUAGAUCAGAUAUUCCCUAUUUGGAGAAGCAGAAUCAAGUAGGAGUAGAUUUGAUAGGUGGCCACACGUGUGGAGGGGAGACUAGUGUUUGGAAAGAUUCAGGAGGAGGAUCAGUAACCAAUGUGCCACAGUUAGAUGAUUCUAUUAAGGAUAAUAUAAAUUUGUGUGAUGUUAUCGGUCCAGGUGAAAAGUUCAGAGUUGAUCUCACAAACUUCCCUGUUAACCUCCUUGACUCUACUAUUUCUGAUAGACCUAAGUGUGACAGCCUAGAUAAUUAUCUAAAUGAGCUGUUGAACAUGCCUGGAUCAUCAAAUGUGAACCUGAAAAAAGAUUUUGAAAAAAAGAUGAAGUAUCAAGCUGAGCCAAGCCACUUAGACACCUCAAAUACAUUUUUAAAGUUCUCUGCUGGCUGCGAGUUGCAUGAAGUGCUAGGACCAGCUUUUUCAAAAGGGUGCCUGUACUUUGAUUGCGAUGCAGAGAAGGCUGAACCUGGAAACACUGUGGAGGUGCCACAGGGGACAAGUAUUAGCCAGAUGACAUUUGAUACUGGUUCAGAAAAUCUUUUAGAAGCAGUAGUAGGCAAUGUUUGCUACAGUGGCAGUGAUGUGAAAAGUGAGAGGUCGGUAUGCAAAUCAGUGCAAUCUCUGGUAACAACAGAGAAAACGCCAGAGCCUUCUAGGCAGACUAAACCUAUCAUCCAUUCAGCUGGUUAUUCAAGUAACCAGCAGUCUGUUAUUGAAGAGGAUAUACAGAACUGCUCAAGCUCCACAGGAGUGUGUGCUGCAAUGUCUUCUAGAGGAUUUUCAUCAACUUGUCCUAGUAUCUGCAGUGAACAGUUGGAUAGGCAUUCUGAACCAGCUAAGAACAAUAAAAAGAGGGCUAGACUUGGUGAAAACUGCAGGCCUAGGCCAAGGGACAGACAACUAAUUCAAGAUCGUAUUAAGGAGCUAAGAGAGCUUGUGCCUAAUGGGGCAAAGUGCAGUAUUGAUUCCUUGCUGGAGCGCACAAUCAAGCACAUGCUCUUUCUAGAAAGUAUCACGAAGCAUGCUGACAAGCUCAAUAAAUGUGCCGAGUCUAAGAUGUAUCAGAAGGGAGCAGACAGCUCAAAUUAUGAAAAAGGUUCAAGUUGGGCAGUGGAGGUUGGAGGGCACCUAAAAGUUUCUUCAAUAGUAGUAGAGAACCUAAACAAAAACGGGCAGAUGCUUGUAGAGAUGCUAUGUGAGGAAUGCAGUCAUUUUCUUGAGAUAGCAGAAGCUAUCAGAAGCUUGGGUCUGACAAUCUUGAAAGGGAUUACAGAAGUGCAUGGCGAGAAGACAUGGAUAUGUUUCAUGGUUGAGGGACAAAAUAAUAGAGUUAUGCAUAGAAUGGAUAUCUUAUGGUCACUCGUGCAGAUAUUGCAACCCAAGACUUCAAACUAGCAACAAACACCAAUCAGCUCUUGGAGAUUGUGGUGUUGCUCCUUUGUGAAAUAGUGAGUAAUUUGUGAUCUUUGAUGGGCAUUUUUUUAGGUGUGAAACUUGUUUGUAUUCCCCCUUUUCCCGAUAAUAAAAAGGAAAGGAGGAGGAAAUGGAGGCAAACAUAUAUGUGAAGAACAUCUUACCUUUUACUUGACAGUGUGUGAAAUUAGCAUCUUUUGUUUUUUUACCCAGAUUUAAAACCAUCAUUUGUUUGGAAGUUGAAUCCUGAAAUAAUAUAGUGAGCCAUCUUGCAGUGUUA
This is a messenger RNA of Jatropha curcas, 3575 nucleotides long. It is a transcript of the gene CPUorf7, whose product is annotated as transcription factor bHLH155-like protein. Gene Ontology annotation, biological process: regulation of DNA-templated transcription. The record is from RefSeq and is a predicted model, not a curated record. Gene Ontology annotation, molecular function: DNA-binding transcription factor activity; protein dimerization activity. NCBI's taxonomy places the organism in Eukaryota, Viridiplantae, Streptophyta, Magnoliopsida, Malpighiales, Euphorbiaceae.